Messenger RNA from Panonychus citri (citrus red mite), 1302 nucleotides. It is a transcript of the gene Pex13, whose product is annotated as peroxisomal membrane protein PEX13-like. Lineage: Eukaryota; Metazoa; Arthropoda; Arachnida; Trombidiformes; Tetranychidae. Gene Ontology annotation, cellular component: peroxisome; peroxisomal importomer complex; peroxisomal membrane. Gene Ontology annotation, molecular function: protein binding. Gene Ontology annotation, biological process: protein import into peroxisome matrix, docking. The coding region runs from base 32 to 1096 and encodes 354 amino acids. The transcript has a single exon. The record is from RefSeq and is a predicted model, not a curated record.
UUUGAUUGUAAACCUUUUCCGUGUAUAAUCAAUGACUAAUGUAAAUUCAAAUUCAGAUGAAACCACAGGUCACGGGCCUCCACCGGUUCCUGCGAGGCCUUUUCACAAUUCAAUCUCUCGCCCUUGGAAUUCAGGUUAUUCAAAUUAUGGUUUUGGUGGUAAUUACAAUCGUUUCAAUGGAUUUACUGGUCUAGGUUAUGGUGGAGGAUAUGGUGGCUAUGGUGCUGGUGGAUUCGCAGGUUAUGGUGGAGGAUAUGGUGGAUAUGGUGCUGGUGGAUAUGGAUCAGGUUAUGGUGGAUUUGGACCAUCAAUUGGAAACGAUUUUAUCAGAAUAGCGGAAGAAACUUGUGGUCAAAGUUUCCAAUCACUUGAAUCGGUUGUCCAAUCGGUUUCAUCUGUAGCCAUGAUGCUUGAGUCAACCUAUUUUGCUGUUCACUCUUCAUUCAGAGCAGUUCUUGGUGUUGCUCAUCAUAUUUCAUCGCUUAAAGAUCAACUGUCACAAUUUACUAAUCAAAUACCAAUUGUAAGAUUUUUACUCUCAGUGGUGAAAAAGAUUCUCUAUUUUCUUGGAAUCAUUUCCUCGAAUAGUUUAAUUGACCAUGAAAGAGCUUGGAGAGAAGCCACUUCAGCAAAUAUACGUUUAAAUGCUGACGGAACAUUUAACCCAUUUUUAAGUGGAAAAGACCCUGUAACAAGUAGAUCGUCAUCAUUACCGAUAUUAAUUUUUUUCGGCCUAGUAUUAGGUGCACCUUGGAUGAUUUGGACAUUACUUAAAAGAUCAACACGAAAAGUGUCCCAUGUAAACACUGAAUGGUCAAUCGGUAAAGAUGAACAUUAUAUUGGUCAAGCUCUUUAUCCAUUUACAACCAAUUCUCAAGGUGAAUUACCCUUAACUACCGGACAGAAGAUUCUAAUUGCUCCCAAAGAUAUUCAACCUAAAAUUGGUGAUUGGUUAUUAGCUGCAAUCGAUGGACAAAUUGGUCUAGUUCCCGCUAAUUAUAUUAAAAUAAUUGAAUAUAAACCAUCAUCUAAUCAACAAUUAGAUGAUCAAGAUAAACAAUCUCAGGAAAAACAAACAGAUCAACAGAAAUUAUGAUUUUUUCUUACCUGUUGUUGAUAAACACAAAGUUACCUUAUCAUCAUAAUCAUCAUCAUCAUCAUCACCAUCAUAAUUAUCGCAAUUAUCAUCAAGCUAUCAUCUUUUUUAGCCAAUUAAUUAAAAAGGAAAGGAAAUAACAACAAUUAUCUAUCAUGAUAUUGUUUACAAAAUAAAUUACUUUGCAAACAACAACAAAUUUUCAA